AUGUCGCAGAAGAUCGCCAAAACUUCAUCGGUAGUUCCGCAACAGGAAUCUCUAACUUGCAUUCAAGCGACUUGCCACGUGGAUGUUGAUAUGCCGAUUCCAAUGGUACCUCUUGACGAUAUGAAGUAUUUCAACAAAAUCGCCAGUUGUGAACUUCCAAUGGAUAUGACUAGACCAAAAAUGGAUUUUCCCAAAAUUAGAAAAUGGUCGGAAGAGGAGGUUCGCAUGAUUAUCGAAAAGUCAAAGUCGCUUUGCGAAUAUAAAGAUUAUGAGAGCCUCAGCGAGUUCUUUGAAGCCGAGUCCGGCAUUCAUGAUCUAGCGCUGUCUUUUGAUGGAAAAUCGCGUAACAUGUUUCUCGAUAUCAUGGAACCACACUUGUGCGAAUUAAUCGCUAAGACGUUUGAAGAGCGAAUCGAAAUUUCCUGGUCGCCGGAGAACAAAGACGAUGAAACGAUGAACUAUGAAAGAUCGAUUGUGAUCGAUAUGAUCAACAAGAAGCAGUGUUAUUUUCGCUUUUUCGGCGAAGUUGAAGAUGUCUCAUCGCUGAAUCGUGUGUUCUUGUUCGCCAGAGAUGGCUGCUUUGACAGCGGGUGGAUUCAAUGUAUGGUCUGCUGUAAGCUUAUCCAUUCGACAAGUACCACCAUCAAACAGCAUGCGAAAUCCUGCGAAACACACGCGUGGAAAUUGAGUAAAGGAAACUCGCUCAAAAUGAGCGGGUCGAAGCGAGUUAAAUAUUUGACGGAAAGCUGCCCAAUAGAUCGAAUCCCCCGACCAUUCGUCCCACUACCAAAAACUGUCAAUUGGAAACCAGAAGAUCUUCGCGAUGUCAUCAAUAUGACAAAAGAAAUGUGCGUGAAAUUCAAUUACCAGAGUCUUUCGGAAUUAAUGGAAUAUCAAAAUGGUCUUCAUGAAUUCGCUCUGACAUUUGAUAAGAAUUCACGAGCAUUGUUCCUAAAGCAAAUUGAGCCGAUAUUGAUUCAAAACGUUGCUGACCGUUUUAGUGAGAGAAUCGAAAUCCCAUGGACAUCGGAGUAUAAAGACGUUGAGUCGUUGGAUCGAGAAAAAAGCAUUGUAGCCGAGCACAUUAACAACAAUCAAUACUAUCCACGUGUCUACGAUGAUCCCAACGACGUCGCCUCAAUGAAUCACAUUUUUUUGCUCAAAAAAGGUGACGGACUAUUCGACAGCGGUUGGCUUCAGUGUAUGGUGUGCUGCCAAUUGAUACACGCCAAAUGUCCAAUGAUCAAUGGGCAUGCUAAGUCUUGCGAAGAACGAUCCUGGCAAAUGAACCAGUGCACCUCUGAUGAAUCUGAACGCUCUUUCAUCUUUCCGUUGAGACCAUGUGAGAGUUUCCUACACCGAAAAUUGGAAUAA
Molecule: messenger RNA, 1374 nt
Organism: Caenorhabditis bovis
Lineage: Eukaryota; Metazoa; Nematoda; Chromadorea; Rhabditida; Rhabditidae
Source: the annotation of a GenBank genome assembly